Dreissena polymorpha is the source of this 1969-nucleotide messenger RNA. RefSeq lists its product as uncharacterized. The transcript is spliced from 5 exons. Lineage: Eukaryota; Metazoa; Mollusca; Bivalvia; Myida; Dreissenidae. The record is from RefSeq and is a predicted model, not a curated record. The coding region runs from base 244 to 1776 and encodes 510 amino acids.
AUGCUCGGCGCACCUUGUUGGUCGCCGUUGUCCUGAUAACGGGAGUUGAAACAACCGUUAAACAUCGUUUAUUGAUAAAGAACUACUGGAAAUCAUUAACGCCAUAUUCCUGUUGGAUUCAAAACUGAAUUGGUGCACACGGCUCAAAAUUGUUUGAGACUGAAGCAUAAUAUUAUAUUUCUACUGUUGUGAAAUAGACUUAUAAUAUAUUCCUUAGAGAUUAACAUACACAGUAAAAUAACGAUGAAUAAAAUAAUAUUAUUUAGUUGUAUGGCUUGGGCAGUGAGUGCCGGUAACAUUCCGACAGGGUUCAUACCACUGCCACCGCUGCCAUUUAACGCAAACGUUGGAGCUCCGACGCCGGUGCAGACACAAACACUGUCACCGACUCUUCCACCAGCAACGAAGAAACCGGUUAUAACUAAGCCGAACAAUCCGCCGACAAAACCGACAGCACCGACAGUGCCAACAGCGCCGACAGUACCAACAUCGCCGACAGUUACUACAAAUCAACAAACAAACUGCGGACUGAACGUUAACGUUCCGGCGGCAAACUGCAACAACGCUAACGGAAACGUACAGCAGACGUUGAAUACGUUACGCCAACAACUCGACCAGGCACGGCAGCAGCAGACCUCGCAGAAUGCCGCGGUGCAGACGAUGAUUAGUCAGUUACAGACCCGACAGUCUGGGUACCUCACAAAAAUCGCGGACCUCCAGAAUGAGGUAAAAAAUCUAGUUCAAGCCUUCAACUCGCUCAGUAGCAGUCGCCCGCUCUCGACAGCCGCCCCUGCACUCGCGAUUACGACCGGACCUGUCACUUCCGGUGGCGUCUCCGCGAUAGAUCUUCAGCAGGCAAUUCAGAAUGUGCGCAACGACAUGGCGCUGGCAAUCAUUGACUUCAACAACCGUGUGUUCAACAUAAGCACUUCCAUCCAAGGCAAUGAGCAGCAAGAACUGAAAGUCCACCAGAGCAUCGAGGCGCAGAUCCAGCAGCAGUCAGGCGACAUUGGCCGCCUCACCCAACAGGUGACGGCGCUUGCCGGCCUCCUUGCGCAACUCAACACGACUUCCGGUCAGUCCACUUCCGGUGCCACCGCCGCGGACGUCGCCAAAUUACAGGCACAAAUACAACAGGUAGCCAGCGAUGUGCAGAAGUACGACCAAAAUCAGCAGAGCCAGAUCAGCUCAUUAAAUCUCAAGGCUGGUGCCCUGGCGUCCGAGGUGGCCAAUCACAGCUCAGAUAUCAAUAAAAUAAACGGGAACCUGCAGCUCGAUGAGUCGCGGCUGCGCAAUGCCGAGAAAGACAUCAAGCUCAAUCACGACUCGCUCGCGCUGUACAGGCAGCAGACGAACGCAAAAAUCAGCAGCAUCAACGCCGACAUGAGCGCCCUGCAGCAGAACGUCUCCACCAUUCAGACGCAGGCAAAGUCCGUACAGACCACUGUUAUGAACCUGUUCGGUCAGUUCUCUAGGGACACUGUGGCUCUGGGCAAUCUUAAGACUCAGUCGGCCGCUCUGCAGGCGAACAUUUCAAAGAUCUCCGGCGACCUUGGUCAGCAGCAGACGGAAAUUGCGGCCAUUAAGAGCGGCAUGGUGGCGCUGAAGAACGCCAUUCCAAUCAGCGAGCUGACCACCAUGAACAACAUCAUCACUACCGUGCUCGCCACCAACGCGUCCAUGACGCAACAGCAGAUGCAGGACUUCAAGCGCGCGCUAACGAGCAUACAGGCGAACCUGCAGAAUAUUCAGACGACCACGCCGCCCAGCGGAUAAGCGGCAGCCUCACCUACGUGGUCAGGAUUCUAAGAACGGUCAAUGAAACAGGCGCCCUGAAUAAAUGUUUUACGUUCGCAGUUGAUACAUAUUUGAUGAAACAUUUAUUAUCAUGUAUGUUUGUGCUCUCAGUUGUCCUACUGGAAUCAAUAUGGGGAACAUAAGAUUUAUGUUAUUAAAACAAUGGACCGUU